Tuber melanosporum (Perigord truffle) is the source of this 781-nucleotide messenger RNA. RefSeq lists its product as uncharacterized. The transcript has 3 exons. Gene Ontology annotation, biological process: purine nucleotide metabolic process. Gene Ontology annotation, molecular function: GMP kinase activity. The coding region runs from base 1 to 624 and encodes 207 amino acids. NCBI's taxonomy places the organism in Eukaryota, Fungi, Ascomycota, Pezizomycetes, Pezizales, Tuberaceae. The record is from RefSeq and is a predicted model, not a curated record. Gene Ontology annotation, cellular component: cytosol.
AUGCCUACCCUCCCUUCAAAAACAAUUACUACCCCCCUUCUGGUCAUCUUCGGUCCCUCCGGUGCAGGAAAAUCCACCCUUCUCAGCCGCCUACUCAACAAUCACCCCAAAAUCUUCGGUUUCUCCGUAUCUCAUACCACCCGCCCACCUCGCCCCGGAGAAACCAAUGGAAAACACUACCACUUCACAAACCGCACCAAUUUCGAAGCUCUCAGAGCACAAAAUCACUUCAUAGAGUCGGUCGAGUUCGCCGGGAACCUUUACGGGACAAGCGUCGGCGCUGUGAGGGAUGUUACAGAUAGCAGGAGGGUGUGCAUUCUUGAUAUCGAGUUGAUGGGCAUCAAGCAGAUCGAGAGUAAUCCAUAUGUGCAGUCCAGGCGGGUUCUAAUCAAGCCUCCGGAUCACGAAACGUUACGGAGGAGACUACGGAAGCGUGGGACAGAGCCGCCGGACGUCGUGGAGGCCCGCCUGACUAGGGCAUUGAGUGAGCUGGAAUUUGCCGAGGGAAGUGGCAUAUACGACAAGGUCAUCGUCAACCAGAACGUUGACCUAGCUUAUCAGGAAUUGGACGAGUAUUCAAUGUCGCUCUAUCGAUCCGUAAACAACAAAAGAGAUCAUGUUUGAAAUCCCAGCUGGGGGUCUUUGUAGAAUCCCAUGCAACACACACGGUUCGACCGAAGGAGGAAGGAGGAAGGAAAAGGGGGAGGAACACCAUUCACCUCGGAAGGAGGAUUUGUGGAAGAAAAAAAAAAUUUCAAGCUGAAAGUUUAGAAACUAUAAA